Molecule: messenger RNA, 6217 nt
Organism: Neodiprion fabricii
Lineage: Eukaryota; Metazoa; Arthropoda; Insecta; Hymenoptera; Diprionidae
Gene: SERCA
Product: calcium-transporting ATPase sarcoplasmic/endoplasmic reticulum type
Exons: 13
Coding region: 362-3424 (1020 amino acids)
Biological process (GO): calcium ion transmembrane transport; intracellular calcium ion homeostasis
Cellular component (GO): membrane
Molecular function (GO): P-type calcium transporter activity; ATP hydrolysis activity; ATP binding
Source: RefSeq, a predicted model, not a curated record
CAGCGCCCCGUCUCGUCGCAAGCAGCGCAAGCGUUGCCGUUUGAAAUUUAUUUUUCCCCCCAAAGAAAUCACGCUCAUUCAUCAACGAAAAAUGUUCGCUUGAGAGCAGUUAUCGUCGUAUCCUUGGGCCCCCCGUAUCUAUCAAUAUAAGUGCUGCGUUGUUGGUUUUUCUCGUUGUUUUUGUAAGUUUUUUUUUUUUAUUUUGUUCAACAACAAAACGACGUACACAGUGUUUUAAAACGUUAUAUUGUUGGGACUACGGUGCCCCUAAAUACUGGAUACAACUUUCGUGAAUGACUGCCGAUAGCUGCUGAUACACCGAUUACGCACAACUGGCUCCGAACUUAGCAGCAAGCUAACCAUGGAUGACGCCCACUGCAAGACUGUGGACGAGGUGCUAAACUACUUUAGCACCGACUCUGAUAAAGGAUUAUCGCCCGAUCAAGUUAAGAGGAACCAGGAAAAGUAUGGCCUCAACGAACUGCCAGCUGAGGAGGGAAAAUCCAUCUGGCAACUCGUUUUGGAACAAUUUGACGACCUUCUAGUUAAGAUUCUUCUAUUAGCCGCUAUCAUAUCAUUCGUUCUAGCUUUAUUUGAAGAGCACGAUGACGCGUUCACGGCAUUCGUCGAGCCCUUCGUUAUUCUCCUUAUUCUUAUCGCGAACGCCGUUGUCGGUGUUUGGCAAGAACGUAACGCAGAAUCCGCGAUUGAGGCGCUCAAAGAGUACGAACCUGAAAUGGGAAAAGUUGUCCGAGGUGACAAAUCUGGUGUACAGAGGCUCAGGGCAAAGGAAAUUGUACCUGGUGAUAUAGUCGAGGUAUCGGUUGGUGACAAAAUACCGGCUGAUAUUCGUCUCACUAAAAUCUACUCAACUACACUAAGGAUUGACCAGUCCAUUCUCACCGGUGAAUCAGUUUCCGUCAUCAAACACACCGAGGCCAUCCCAGACCCACGUGCUGUCAAUCAGGAUAAGAAGAACAUUUUGUUCUCCGGAACUAACGUAGCCGCUGGAAAGGCGCGAGGCGUUGUAAUUGGAACCGGAUUGAAUACCGCCAUUGGUAAAAUCCGUACCGAGAUGUCGGAAACCGAGGAAAUCAAGACGCCGCUUCAGCAAAAACUCGACGAGUUCGGUGAACAAUUGUCGAAGGUAAUUUCGGUGAUUUGCGUCGCUGUCUGGGCGAUCAAUAUCGGUCACUUCAACGACCCGGCUCACGGAGGAUCAUGGAUCAAAGGUGCCAUCUACUACUUCAAAAUUGCCGUCGCCCUUGCCGUCGCUGCUAUUCCCGAAGGUCUUCCGGCCGUAAUCACGACUUGUCUUGCCCUCGGCACUCGUCGUAUGGCCAAGAAAAAUGCCAUCGUACGGUCACUUCCGUCCGUCGAAACCCUCGGUUGCACCUCCGUCAUCUGUUCCGAUAAAACUGGUACCUUGACCACCAAUCAGAUGUCCGUCAGCCGCAUGUUCACAUUCGAAAAAAUUGAGGGUAACGACAGCAGCUUCCACGAGUUCGAGAUAACCGGAUCGACCUACGAGCCGAUCGGUGAGAUAUUCCUCAAGGGUCAGAAGAUAAAGGGUAACGAUUUCGAGACGCUCCACGAGAUCGGAACGAUAUGCAUAAUGUGCAACGACUCUGCAAUCGAUUUCAACGAGUUCAAACAGGCCUUCGAGAAGGUCGGCGAGGCGACGGAAACCGCGCUUAUCGUUCUAGCCGAGAAGGUUAAUCCCUUCGGCGUUUCGAAGGCCGGUCUGGACCGUCGUGCAUCGGCUAUUGUAGUCAGGCAGGACAUCGAGACCAAGUGGAAGAAGGAGUUCACCCUGGAAUUCUCCCGCGACCGCAAGUCCAUGUCAUCCUACUGCGUCCCCCUGAAACCGUCUAAACUCGGCACCGGACCAAAACUCUUCGUCAAGGGAGCACCGGAGGGUGUCCUCGACAGAUGCACCCACGCCCGUGUCGGAACCCAGAAGUUCCCACUGACAUCGACCCUCAAGAACCGCAUUCUCGAACUCACCAGGCAAUACGGAACCGGACGCGACACCCUCCGUUGUCUCGCUCUCGCGACCGCCGACCACCCGAUGAAACCCGACGACAUGGACCUCGGCGACUCUACCAAAUUCUUCACCUACGAAAAGGAACUCACAUUCGUCGGUGUCGUUGGUAUGCUUGACCCGCCCCGAAAGGAGGUAUUCGACUCGAUUGUAAGAUGCCGUGCAGCCGGUAUUCGCGUAAUCGUUAUCACCGGUGACAACAAGGCAACCGCUGAAGCUAUCUGCCGACGCAUCGGUGUUUUCGGCGAGGACGAAGACACCACCGGAAAGUCAUACUCUGGUCGUGAAUUCGACGAUCUUCCUCUGUCCGAACAAAAGGCCGCAUGUGCCAGGGCCAGGCUCUUCUCCCGUGUCGAACCUGCGCACAAGUCUAAGAUCGUUGAAUUCCUUCAGGGAAUGAAUGAAAUCUCUGCUAUGACUGGUGACGGUGUCAAUGACGCUCCGGCCCUGAAGAAGGCUGAAAUCGGCAUUGCCAUGGGAUCUGGUACCGCUGUCGCUAAGUCCGCUUCUGAAAUGGUAUUGGCUGACGACAACUUCUCAUCUAUCGUCGCUGCCGUUGAGGAGGGUCGUGCUAUCUACAACAACAUGAAACAGUUUAUCCGUUAUCUCAUUUCGUCCAACAUUGGUGAAGUCGUAAGUAUUUUCCUCACUGCCGCCCUCGGUCUUCCGGAAGCUUUGAUCCCCGUUCAGCUCCUUUGGGUCAACUUGGUAACAGACGGUCUUCCUGCCACCGCGCUCGGUUUCAAUCCUCCAGAUCUCGACAUCAUGGACAAGCCCCCGCGCAAGGCUGACGAGUCCCUCAUUUCCGGAUGGCUGUUUUUCCGCUACAUGGCUAUUGGUGGAUACGUCGGUGCUGCUACCGUUGGAGGUGCUGCAUGGUGGUUCCUGUAUAGUCCCCACGGACCUCAGAUGAACUACUACCAGCUGACGCAUCACCUGGCCUGCAUCGGCGGUGGCGAUGAAUUCAAGGGUCUUGACUGCAAAGUCUUUACCGAUCCUCAUCCCAUGACAAUGGCUCUCUCGGUUCUCGUUACCAUUGAGAUGUUGAACGCUAUGAACAGCUUGUCCGAGAAUCAAUCUCUGAUCUCCAUGCCUCCAUGGUCGAACCUUUGGCUGAUCGCCUCGAUGGCUCUUUCUUUCACACUCCAUUUCGUCAUCCUCUACGUCGACGUACUAUCCUCCGUGUUCCAAGUGUGCCCCUUGACCCUGGACGAAUGGAUCACCGUAAUGAAGUUCUCCAUUCCAGUGGUACUUCUUGAUGAAACCCUGAAGUUUGUCGCCAGAAAAAUCACAGAUGGUGAGAACCCAAUAUACACCGUGCAUUGGAUUGUACUGAUGUGGGCUGUGUUCUUUGGAGCGAUACUAGUUUCUCCAAUCUAGAUAAAAUAAAAAUAAAAAAAACAAAAACAAAACAAAAACAGCAAAAAAAAAAAAAAAAAUCAAACAGAAAAGAAAAGAAAAAAAACCUCGUCUAAUAUUAGUUGAUCAAUAAUAAUAAUAAUAAUAAUAAUGUUUCUUUUUCCCGUGGGGGUAACGUUCAUAAAUAACUGAAUUACCUGGACUUGCAGUUGCAUUUAAUAUUGAACUUCCCCCAUGGCACGGGAGAAGUGACGAAAUGAAAGAGAGAAAAAAAAAAGCAAAAGAAAAAAUAACCAACAACCACAAAAAGAGAUAUAUAUAUAUAUAUAUAUAUAUAUAUAUAUAUAUGCGUAUAUGAAACAUAUAUACAUAUAUAACAAUAAUUAAUAAUAAUGAAUUAUUAACGAAGUGUGUUUAAGUGAGAUUUUUAACAAGUUUUUGGACUGCUGCGCAUGGUGUUAGUCAGUGCAAUCAUAACCGUGCGUCGUUACUAAAUGCUCCCACGAUGUCCCCCUGCCCUUCUUCUCCCCCUGUAGACAACAGCGUUACCACAACCGUCGCCAUAAAUUCUACCAACUCCAGUGGCUCCAAGUGUUUUUGAAUAUUCUACCGUUAUUCAAGAAUCAUGAUUUUUAAAUUAUUUUAUACAAGUGCCUUUUUAAGCAUUAACGUAUGUAAAUCGUAGCCAACUGACCUCAGUAUUGAUUCCGAUGACACGAUUUUCUGAUAAUACUGAUUAAAAGAAGAGAAAAACAAAAAAAGAAAAAAAAAAUGAAACGAGAAAAGAAAUAAAAAUUCACCGCACGUCAACAAGCAAUGCACUUAGUUUCGUCACAACACUUGGUGUGGGUGCAUUACAUUUAAAAAAAAAAGUUCAGUUUUAUUUUUUUCCCCUUAUGUGUCCGUAACUUGUGCACGCUGACUAAUUGCGCAUGCUGACUCCAUCGACAUUUUACCGUUUCACGAAUCGAACUGUGAAUACGAAUUCAAUGGUAAAUUAUGUUCACAUUCGUUGCCCGGUCGAAUUUAUCAAAGCAAUUUUUCUUCACAUAGACAAUUAAUUAAUUGCAACGGUAAUCAGUGCAUUGCAUUGUAGAGUAGAAUUGUAGAUUACACACACACACACACACACACAUAUAUUAUAUACAACCUAUCACAUAGUAGAUCAUUUCCCCCCUUAUUUUUUUCAUUAUUUGUUACGCGUAAAAAGCAAAUAGGUAUAUUCCAUUGCUAAUUUGAGGUAUUUCCCAUUUUAUGCGUAAAGAAGGUAAACGAAAAAAAUCAAAUGUACAUACCAAUACAUUAUUGUUAUUAUUAUUAUUAUUCCUAUUAUUAUUAUUAUUAUUCCUAUUAUUAUUAUAGGUAUGUUGAGAUAUUAGUGACAUAAUUUUAUUAUUUAUAUUAAUGCUUAGGGUUGAAAAGUUAUUUUUCAAAUACACAAAGUGGUAGAUUUAAUUAGCGAAAAGAGUGUAGGAGAAUAUAAUUGAAUGAAGGAAAAAUUACCAACAAAAACAAAGAAUAAAAAGAAGAGUUGCUUUUUUUUUUUUUUACAAAAGUGUCGAUGGAGAGGUAGAUAGGAAAUACAUACAUGUAGAUUAACUCGUGUUUUCUCACUUUUGCAUCUGUAGUUCCUCACUCACAAUCUUCACACAAUCAUCUGUGUUUACGUUGAACUGAGUUUAUCUUUUUUCCCUUCUAAUUCGAACUAAUUCCAGUGGUGAUAAUUAUUUUCGUACAUUCAUAGGUAUAUCUGCCCUUUUGUAAAUCCCAAAAUUUCUCUCUUUCUUUCAUUUACAGCUUUGUGAUUGACAAUUACACGUACAUGUAUAUAUAUGUGUGUGUGCAUUAACAUUCACAGUACCAGGUUUGCCUGCACCUUCGAGGAAGAAGCUGAAAUCGGAGUAGUAAACGUCGGGAGUAUCAACAUUUCGAAAGUAUUGCAAGAUAAAUUAUGUGCAUGGGGAAUUGGAUUGAAGAUGUUUCCACGACACACUAUUCGUAACGUGUCUUCCUUCACUCCCUCACCCAGAGCUUUUGUGCAUGUUCGUUGUACACGCUUAAUGUAGUUGCACCUCUGUCACCUACAGACACCCAUUCCUAAAUAAUUGUUCGAAAUUACCAUUACCAAAUAAUUCAAUCAUCUAAAUUAACGAUUAACAACUAAGUGACAUUGUUAUUCAACGUAACUAAUUAGUUUAUGUGGAUUUUACGUUAUGUAUACGAUGAUAUUUGUGUGGGUGUGAGUGCGCGUGUGUAUGCACAUCUAUUGGCAAUGCCGAUUCGAUGUUACGUAAGCGUAAUUUCUGUAUUUUUAUCCAAUUUCGUUAUCGACGGGGCACCAAUAACCCUUUGAACAUGAUUAGCAGAGAAAUCCUUGGACCAAGAUUUGUAGAUUCCUACUCAUCGAAGCGCUCAGAGCGAGGAAGAGACGAUAUUUGAAUAUUGAUAACGUAUGAUUUCGCUGAUAAAAAUUACCUAUAUUCAUUCACCCUACGCAAAAAGGACAGUGUUACCAUUGAUUGACUUUUAUCUGUUCAGAGUUUUGUUUAUAAUUUUUUGAACAAUUCUCAACGAUUCAGACGGUCUCAAACUUUGACCACGGAUUGGAUUAUUAUUAUUAUUUUUUUUUUUUUUUCUAAUAACUAACAACGUGUAUCGAAUUAAUUGUGAACGGUGUAAGAUGCAAAAGUAGAGAAUGUGCAAAACUGGGGUCUACUAAGGGUACAAAAAAAAAAAAAAAAAGAAAAAAAAAGAGUGAAAGAAAAAGAGGGAUAGAGGAAGAUGAUCGUGUGUAAAAGAAUUGUACAAACGACC